This is a messenger RNA of Tetranychus urticae (two-spotted spider mite), 1233 nucleotides long. RefSeq names its product Pseudouridine synthase 10 (gene Pus10). Gene Ontology annotation, molecular function: pseudouridine synthase activity; RNA binding. Gene Ontology annotation, biological process: tRNA pseudouridine synthesis. The record is from RefSeq and is a predicted model, not a curated record. NCBI's taxonomy places the organism in Eukaryota, Metazoa, Arthropoda, Arachnida, Trombidiformes, Tetranychidae.
UUAAAAGGUUGGUGUGAAAGAGUAAUCUUACUCAUCUGGUGUUUAAUUUUCCCUCUCUUGCAAAAUGAGUUUCUUAGUUACUGUAACUAACAUGAAAUUUUGUGUCGCUCUUUUUUAAACAACAUUUGUCUUCAACAAGUUGUUUCUUUUAAAUUGGUUGACAUUUGAGUCUCAAUUAGUGUCUAUCCUGUUGAUAAUUCACAGAUUGUAUCUGACUAAGAGAGUUUUUAAAUCCAACAGGACUUCGAUUGGACUUGACUGUGCCAUGUGAAAUUUCUGCCAAUCAUCAACCUAUCACUAUAGAACAUGAAAUUAUUGCUCAACUCCAAAAUGAGCUCCAAAGAGGAAUCAAUUUAUAUAGUUGGUCGUUAUAAUAAAUUUAGCAGAAACCUUUGUCAAACACCUUGGAUUAUUGAUGGAGUUCGCCGGAUGGAAAGCUCUGUUCAAGAUCUUAUUGUCAAUGAAAUUGAAAAACGAGUCAAAUAUGAAAAGGCCAAAUUCAGUGCUUGUGGUCGAGAGGAUGUUGAUGUACGGAUGCUUGGAGAUGGACGACCAUUUGUUGUUGAAUUGAUGAAACCUGAAGUGAAUAAUAUAAGUGAUCAAGUAUUAGAUGAAAUUGAACAAGAAAUCAAUACUAACUGUACAGAAAUCAAAGUUAGAGAUUUACAAUUAACAGUGAAAGAAGAAGUAAAAGUACAAUUAAAACUUGGUGAAACUGAUAAGACGAAAAGAUAUCGCGCAUUAUGUUGCAUUAAUCGACCAUUGACUGAAAUGGAUUUUCAGAAGUUCCAGUCGAUAAAGGAUUUAACCAUCAACCAAAAGACACCUAUUAGAGUUUUACAUAGACGAUCUCUUUUAAAUCGUCCUCGAGUCAUCCAUAGGAUUUCCGCAGAAAAAACUGAAGAUGAUCAUAAAUUUAUAAUUGAAUUGACUACGGAAGCUGGAACUUACAUUAAAGAGUUUGUUCAUGGAGAUUUUGGAAGAUCUACUCCCAAUUUAGCUGAAAUUAUGGGCGAUUGCAGAACAGAUAUAAUUGAAUUAGAUGUCAUAGCGAUAACAAUGGAUUGGCCUAAGACUAAGGCUAUAAAAUCAGCUACACCAACGGAAGGCACGAAAGCAAAGAUAGAGAAUGACUGUACAAACGACUUUCCAUGCACAAAGAGAUUUAAACAUGAGAAUUAAAAUUAAUUGAAAUAAAGCAACAUUAAAAUAAACACUUUUUGAUAUCUUUUA